Molecule: messenger RNA, 1840 nt
Organism: Punica granatum (pomegranate)
Lineage: Eukaryota; Viridiplantae; Streptophyta; Magnoliopsida; Myrtales; Lythraceae
Source: RefSeq, a predicted model, not a curated record
AAAAUCUCGUACUGGACGAGCAGUUCGAGCGGAAACGCGCAGCGGAGGAAGGAGGUGGGAAACAUAAACCCUAGCGACACAGUGCAGAGCUAUCCUUCUCCUCGCAGCGACAAUCCCGCUCCCCUCCCUGUAGCCGUCUUGCUUUCGCAGGUCGAGGUGCUCGCUCUGCUCUUAGCUCGUCGCAGGCUCAUAGAACAUGGGUGAAACAAGAGACAAUGAUGCUUACGAGGAAGAGCUUCUCGAUUAUGAAGAAGAGGAAGAGAAGGCCCCAGACUCCGCCGCCAAGGCCAAUGGCGAGGGUGCCAAAAAGGGUUAUGUUGGGAUUCACAGUUCAGGAUUCAGAGACUUCCUUUUAAAGCCAGAGCUACUUCGAGCUAUUGUGGACUCAGGAUUUGAGCACCCUUCUGAAGUGCAACAUGAAUGCAUCCCUCAAGCUAUAUUGGGAAUGGAUGUCAUUUGUCAAGCAAAGUCAGGGAUGGGGAAAACCGCCGUUUUUGUACUCUCCACUCUGCAGCAGAUUGAGCCUGUUGCAGGGCAAGUUGCUGCACUUGUGCUUUGCCAUACAAGGGAGCUAGCUUAUCAGAUCUGCCACGAGUUUGAGAGGUUCAGCACAUACUUGCCAGAUAUCAAAGUUGCAGUCUUCUACGGUGGCGUUAAUAUCAAAGUUCACAAGGAUUUACUGAAGAAUGAAUGCCCCCAUAUCGUUGUUGGGACUCCUGGCAGAAUUCUUGCUUUGUCGAGGGAGAAGGACCUCUCUCUGAAGAAUGUGAGGCACUUCAUCCUCGAUGAGUGUGACAAAAUGCUGGAAUCUCUUGAUAUGAGGAGAGAUGUGCAGGAAAUAUUCAAAAUGACACCACAUGACAAGCAGGUCAUGAUGUUUUCAGCAACACUCAGCAAAGAGAUCCGCCCUGUGUGCAAAAAGUUUAUGCAAGAUCCCAUGGAAAUAUAUGUGGAUGAGGCUAAAUUGACCCUCCAUGGUCUCGUACAGCACUAUAUCAAAUUGAGUGAGGCAGAGAAAAACCGCAAGCUAAAUGACCUUUUAGAUGCGUUGGACUUCAACCAAGUCGUCAUCUUCGUAAAGAGUGUGAACAGAGCGGCUGAGCUGAACAAGUUACUUGUGGACUGCAACUUCCCCUCUAUAUGUAUACAUUCUGGAAUGUCCCAAGAAGAAAGGCUGACGCGUUACAAGGGUUUCAAGGAAGGGCACAAGAGGAUACUUGUCGCAACUGAUCUGGUCGGUCGGGGAAUUGACAUUGAACGUGUUAAUAUAGUUAUCAACUAUGACAUGCCCGACUCUGCCGAUACCUACCUUCACAGGGUUGGUAGAGCUGGAAGGUUUGGCACAAAAGGGCUUGCAAUUACGUUUGUGUCAUCUGCUUCUGACUCUGACAUCCUCAAUCAGGUCCAAGCGAGGUUUGAAGUGGAUAUUAAGGAGCUCCCGGAGCAGAUCGAUACUUCCACAUAUAUGCCUUCCUAGAGGAUUUAUUCAGCAUGGCAUGUGGAUAUCAACGAGGAGGCUCCGAUGGGGUUUCCAAGUGAAGACUCGGGAUAGUGAUUUAUCGGACUGAAUCAAGAAGACUUUUUGUGGCUUAGUGUGUUAUGCUUUAGAAUUCGUCACUGUAGUUUUUGAAGACUUGGAAUAGAGUCCCUUUUGAGUGAGAUUGCUUAGUAGAAACUCUGCCCAUUAGAUUUGUAUCAAUGAGAUAUUUACAUCUGAAACUGCAUUUUGUUUCGAUAUGUUAGGAGGUUGAUUAACUAAUCCCUGGGGGUCUGCUAUCUAUGUUACUAUUUGAUGCGGGUUGGUGCAGAAGUAAUUGAUAAUUGUCGGAGAAAAUACUUA